Aspergillus aculeatinus CBS 121060 is the source of this 4576-nucleotide messenger RNA. RefSeq lists its product as uncharacterized. The transcript has 3 exons. Gene Ontology annotation, biological process: translational elongation. The coding region runs from base 378 to 4490 and encodes 1370 amino acids. The record is from RefSeq and is a predicted model, not a curated record. Gene Ontology annotation, molecular function: GTP binding; translation elongation factor activity; GTPase activity. NCBI's taxonomy places the organism in Eukaryota, Fungi, Ascomycota, Eurotiomycetes, Eurotiales, Aspergillaceae.
CUUCACUCAACUCGCAUCGAAGAUGGUCCGUCUCCCUUGAUCAGUCCGCUUGUUUCUUCGUUUACAUAUCUCCUGCAAUUGGAUUCAGAAACACACUUUCACGCGUCCCGUUGGCCAACUAGUGCCUAGUCUGUUGUCUCUAGCUAUUGCAUUCCCUCCCAAGAUGCCUGUUAUAGUAUCGAUCUAUGGUCAUUGCGAAGGACUACGUACACUAGGCUAUACCAAAGCGCGUCGAAUAUAGGAACCUGCAGUGAAGCGACUCGGUCAGAGGUCCUGCUAGGAUCAUACAAUUCGUGCUGACUGCUGUCAACAUCCACAAUUUAUCGCUAUCGCUCCGAAUAUCCUGCCACUUAAAUUCUACUCGACCACCAUUCAUAAUGGCAUCAGUAUUCACCUAUGACCCCGAUCCUCCUAGGGUCUCUUCGCCGUGGUCGACAUCAGGCUCCUCAACACCCCAGAUGGCAGCGGCUACCAGCAACCGCGUGGUGCCUCGGACCCGAUCCAGCACGACGCUGGACCGGGCCGACCCUGACCUGCUUUCCGAUUAUGGCAUUGCAAAGCUGGAACCCGAACCACAAGAGGGUCCCACCGAAUACAAGCUGCAUCUGCUGCUGCGUCCCCGUCGUCCGUUUGUCGCCAUGUCCACGGGCCACCUGGUGGGAGGCUCGUAUCAUUUCCGAGCGAGCCUCUCCAACGCAAGCCCGACGCCCUCCAGCUCCGAAUCAGCUGCCCGACCGCCGCAGGCUCGCUCCACGGAGAGUCGUCAGCAGAGACUGCAGCACCUGACUACGCAGUUACUCUGGCGCCUGCAGCAGUCGUCACCAUUCCACUCAUCUACGACUGCCAAUCUGGUCCUGCCCGUGCUCCCUGACGCAGCCCCUCAGCUGGGGGCGCCGCAAAAGCCAGCUAGGUUGCUCCCGGGUCUCGAGGAGAGCCAGGGAGCUCUGUAUGAGAUAGGGGUUGCUGACGACGGGACCUUUGUCGGACUCACCGUGGACGAGCUGGAAGAAAGUUUGUCCACUCUGCAGGUCAUGGCGGCCAGCCUUGGCUGCAAGGUCGAGAUCCUGCGUAGGGUCAUUGUUGGCAAGUGCGAGUGGGUCGAAGACUCCUGCCGCGCGAAAGCCGAUACCGGCAAGGUUCAUACGGAUAGCCUCUGGGUGGCCGAGGCCCUCGUGAGUCCUGAUUGGGAGUUCUACCGGGUCAAGUCUCCGAAGUCAGGCGCAGGGGAGGACGGGUCUUCGACGAGUGCCCCCCAGAGACGGCCUUCGCUAGACGACUCUUCCAAGACAGAGCAGAUCCGCGUCUCUAUUUCGGGCCCCAGCGCAGCCGGCAAAUCUUCACUUCUGGGCACUUUGACCUCGUCUGUGCUCGACAAUGGUCGAGGGGCCAGUCGACUGGGGUUACUGAAGCAUCGGCACGAGAUAUCAUCAGGGAUCACCAGCUCUGUUGCCCACGAGCUGAUUGGAUACGCCUCUAACGAGUCUAGUCCCGAUACCAUCGAUGUGAUUAACUACGCUUCUGGCAAUAUCGCCGCAUGGGAUGACAUCCAUGCCGCGUCGGAGGGCGGCCGACUUGCUUUCGUGUCUGAUCUUCCAGGCUCGGUCCGGUAUUUGAAGUCGACUUUUAGGGGUAUCAUCAGCUGGGCUCCGCAUUAUGUUAUCCUCUGUAUCCCGGCUACAAGUGACGAUGAUUCAGUGGCGGAUAUUGCCCACGGUUCGUCUGAGCAGUCUACUGAAUUAUCGCAGGCCCUGUCGCAUCUGGAGCUUUGUGCCAAGCUCGGGCUUCCUACAGUGAUCGUGAUCACUAAACUGGACAUCGCGUCCCGCACCGGCUUGAAAAAAAACCUCGCGCAGAUCCUCUCGGUCCUGAAGUCAUCCGGCAGAAAGCCUUCGAUGUUGUCUGUCUCAGCGGCCCCUGCUGGAGACUUGCAACAUAUUGGGACCAAGGAUGCAGGUGAAGUGAAAAAUCUCGUCGCUUCGACACACAGUUGGCAGUCUACCGUACCUAUUGUUCUUACAAGUGCUGUGGACGGCUCGGGGAUAGCGAAGCUGCAUGCGCUGCUGCGUUAUCUCCCAAUACCCGCACGGCCGCCUUUGAGGGACGUUUCUUUACCAAAGGCCCUCGCCCCUCCAGUUGCGUUUGAGACGAUUUUUGACGUUGACGAGGUCUUUGCCAUCCCACUGUCAAAGGUGACCCACACGACCGAUCUCACAUCCCUUGCAUUGACCUGCUCUGCGCUUCAUUCGCUGGCGAUCCCGCAGAUGUACUCCCGGUUCGACAUCGUCUGGCCGGAAGCCCUAUCAACCUCCGACCAUCCGGCUGGCGUGGAUGCUCUGUCGUACGGGUUGGCGACUCUCGUGACCGGGGAGGAUAUAUUCCGCGAGGUGCCUGGCCGACGGUCGUCACAGCCGUGUCCACAUUGCGGGUGCAGCGGAGCGCCGCCCGGUCAGCAUGCGGCGGGCGGACUACCGCGAGUCCGCCGCGGCAACUACUACGCGCAGUAUACCCGCAAGUUCUCUGUCGGCAACGGGCCGUUGAUGUGGGUGCAGGAAUACGCGGUGACCAAGGAGACGGGCAAGAUGCUGGGGACGCUGGUGGCUCUGGCGGUGGCUCGGAUGGUGAACCUGGAGACCUUCGUCUGGGACAUGCCCACGGGAGUCUUGCGGGAUGUCUGGGUUGCGCUGGCGUCGCUGGCGACUCGCCCGGGCCACGAAUGCCGUCUGGAACGCGUUUGGGUGCGCUGGCACGAUAACUCCGACAAUGCCCUGCGGUCUCUGGUAGCCUCAGGCCCGACUGCGUCCUCGGUGACCUUGCCUCAUUCGCCGGCUACGAUUCUGGGGUCUACAGGGAAUACAGCAUCGUGGCAACGAUACGGACACGUGGAAUACCCCUCUCUGUCGAUCCUUCCACCAUUGAAGAGUCUGAGCGUGUUGGACAUCGACGAGCCGUCGUAUUUGGAAGAGAUGGGCGUGUUGGUCGAGCGGUCGCGCGGUCGGCUGAAAGAACUCCGUAUUGGGAUCUCUCCCAAAGCGUAUCCAGCGGCAUGGCUGAAACCGGCAGGGACCUGGCAAGCUGAGCAGCCAACGCCGCCGAAUGGAAUCAUUGGCUGGCCCCGAUCUGGGGGCGUACUGGGGGUCGUUCUUGGCAGGUCUGAAGAUCAUCACACUCGGCCCGAAUCACAGGCCCGUGUCUCUCCCAAUAAGGAGGAUUCUGUUGAGACGCCUCCUGAAACUAAUCAGACGGCGGGUGACGUGCCUGUCCACGACGGGCCCCCGUUGAUAGCGGGGUCUCCGCCCCAACCGAACGGUGGUGUCACUGGGCUGGCCCUAAAUAUGGAACACACGCACAUCGCCAGCUCGCCCGCGUCCUCCCCUUCAGAAACUAGACCCUCGCCGAUCCUCAGCGGGCCAUCGAGGUCUGUCACGGGGGCACAAACAACGCCCGAAGACGAUCGCCCGCUGUUACAACUUGAGACACUCGAGCUGGAGCGCGUUGCACUGUCGAUCCCGGUGGCAGUGCAUGCACUCGACUGGAGCAAGCUGACCACGUUGACGAUCCUUCGCUGUGAGAACCACGAGAAGCUCUGGCGGGCUCUGCGGCGCCAGUACUCCCCGUCGCCGUCACGGCCGAAGAGUGGGGAGGGCCCAGAGUACAUCCUUCGACUAAAGCACCUCCAUACGGAUGCCGUAUCGCCGUACCUGCUGCUGUUCAUCAAGGAUACGCUAGCGCCAAAUACCUUGGAGACCCUCUUCCUGCAUGAGGCGCCGAUGUCCGAGUCGAUCGUCAACAUCGACGCGAUCUACAAAAACGCGAUUCGUAAUCACCACCUGAGUCUGCAGAAGAUCCUGGUGGACAGCACCCAGCGCACGCCGGGGGGCGCGGAGAUGGCUAGCGUGCGAUGGUACAAGUGGAUGUUCACGCGCCAGAUGAUUACGUUCAUGAGCAGUGGUCGGAUGCCUCGGCUGAAGGAGCUGUCCAUUGCUCUCCACGCUAAGGACUGGCACUACUUCAUCCAGAGGCUCCCGUACAUGCCCCAGCUCCGUGCCCUGCACAUCCCGCACAUCGCCCGCCACGUCCACCGCGACCCGAAGGAACUGGCCAUGCUCAUCCUCGACGUGGUCACGAUCCGGCCGGAGAUCGGGCUGACCUACGUCGGGGUCCAGGACAAAUGCUACGAGAUCUUGGAGGGGAAGGACGGCGAGGCCGGCGGCGAGUACUACGACACGGACGACAGCCACAGCGAGGGGUUCGUGCCCGGCGGGGAGGACUGGCCGGGCUCCGAGACCAACGACGAGGAGGAGUCGGACGAGGACGGCGGGGCCAGCGCGAUCCAUACGCUGUCGGACUCGUCGUCGGACGACCGGGGCUCGUCGGAUGGCGAGGAUUCGGAGGUGGACUUCAACCGGUCGCGGGUGUCGUUCCGGCUGCGGGAGAUUUUGUUCUACGAUGAUAAGAUCGCGAUUUACAAGGCACGACACGGGGUGCUGUGAUUUUUUGGGGUGGGCGGACAGAGGCGUCGGUGUGAUUUAAGUGUUAAGAUACCACCCAGCGAUUUCGGAUUGCAAUGAGAUUUGAG